Messenger RNA from Doryrhamphus excisus (bluestripe pipefish), 3335 nucleotides. Lineage: Eukaryota; Metazoa; Chordata; Actinopteri; Syngnathiformes; Syngnathidae. The record is from RefSeq and is a predicted model, not a curated record.
UUCUUCCACUACACUAACUAAAUUUAAUAUUAUAAUAAAAUAAAAUAUUUUUAUAUUGUAAGCUGUACCAUCUGUUUGGUGUUGACGACCCGGGCCAGUGAUGAGGAGGAACGAAAGUGCUGCUGCUGGUAAAAAAAAAUGUACUCAAGGAGGAAGUGAAAGGACGAUGGAGAAAUGGAUGGCACGGGACCGGGCCAGCUUGACGCCUUGUUGACGCCAAUGGAUGACAUGUUUGUUUCUACCGGGAUGAUUUUGGAGGAAGCGCAUCCAAAAGCGAUACUUUAUUAGCAAAUGCUACUGCUUAGCAUGUUAGCAUGUCUUGUUUGACGUGUCGCUAUUACUUUCCAGAUGGAGGGGAGAGAAAAAAAAACUUUUCCUGACGAAAACGUUCGUUUUUGUGUUAAUUAAUCGACGAUGGAAUUAAGAGUGAGGUUUUUAAAAUUGUGGCGAAUUCAGUCAAGACGUUGCUAGCAGCUAGCUAAAAUUGACUUAAGCUAAUUAGCUUUUGGGACCGUCAGACAUACAGAGAGGUCUGUAAAUUCAUAACUGUAAUUAUUAAUGGCGAUUUAAAGGCACUUUUUUUGCACCAUGUGUGCACAGUGGUGAAAAUAAUAACUGUUGACGUCGCAUGGAUGUGAGAAAAUGCGCAUCACUGGAUCCAUUGUACGUCACCUAAGUUCCUAGAACAUUACUGUCAACACCGACCACCGAGACUGAAUCAGCCAUGCGCGUUUCAUCGUUUUUGGCCGUGUUCAGGCCUGUUUUACCCCUGAUCCUGGGGCUGUCUCUGGGCUGCAGCCUGAGCCUCCUUAUGGUCUCCUGGACUCAGGGGGACACGGAGGAGUCCUGCAGGGACGAGCUGGGAAACGGGAAACUUUUCCUGGGCAGGGGGGGUGCUCAGAGGGAUUCGAGGGACUCAGGCGGGGAGGAGGACUUCCAGCCACGUAUCGUGCCCUACAACAAGGACCCCAACAAGCUGCACAAGAAAGUCCUGAGGACCCGUUACAUCCACACAGAGCUGGGCAUCAGAGAACGCCUCCUGGUGGGCGUUCUGACCUGCCGCGCGACCCUCAACACGCUCGCGGUGGCGGUCAACCGCACGGUGGCCCACCACUUCCACCGCACUUUCUUCUUCACGGGCCUGCGCAGCCCCAAGGUGCCGCACGGCAUGGCGGUGGUGGCGCACGGCGACGACCGCCCCGUGUGGCUGAUGUACGAGACGGUGCGCCAUCUUCAUCAGCACUACGGUGCCGACUACGACUGGUUCCUGCUGGCCCAGGACGACACCUACAUGCAGGCGCAGCGUCUCGCAGAGCUGGUGGGCCACCUCAGCGCGGGACAGGAUCUCUACAUGGGCCGGGCGGAGGAGUUCAUCGGCGGCGAGGAGAAGGCACGUUACUGCCACGGCGGGUAUGGCUACCUGCUGUCCCGCAGCCUGCUGGCGCGUCUGCAGCCGCACCUCGACUCCUGUCGCAACGACAUUCUCAGCGUCAGACCCGACGAGUGGCUGGGUCGCUGCAUCAUCGACUACCUGGGUCUCAGCUGUGUGGAGGUCCACCAGGUAGGGACCAUGUUUCAUGACGCCAUGGAAGCAGACCUCCGAAAUGUGCGCUUCCUCUCUUCACAGGAGAUGACGUAUCGUUAUUUUGAGCUGGGGAAAAACGCUGAUCCGGAGCGUGAAGACGGCACGCGGUUUAAAAACGCCUUCACCGUCCAUCCGGUGUCGGAGCCCAAUCUGAUGUAUCGCCUCCACAAGCGCUUCAGCCAGAUUGAACUGGAAUGGACCUACAUGCAAAUACAAGAGAUACAGAUGCAGAUCAACAACCUGAGCGACUUGACACCCGAGGGCAAGGCGGGCGUCACGUGGCCGGUGGGCAUCAACCCCCCCUUCAAACCCAGAACACGCUUUGAGGUGAUCAACUGGGAGUACUUCACCGAGGAGCACAUCUACUCCUGCGUGGACGGUUCCCCCAAGUGCGAGAUGAGGGGCGCCGACCGCGCCGACGUCGCCUCGGUGCUGGAGAUUGCUGUGGAGCGCCUGAACGAGCGCUACCAGCCUCAGUUGCGCUUCCUAAAGCGCCGCCUGCUCAACGGGUACCGGCGCUUCGACCCCACGCGCGGCAUGGAGUACGUGCUGGACCUGGCGCUGGAGGCGUACACCCAGAAGGGCCACAGCCAGGUCAUCGCCAAGCGGGUCAACCUGCUGCGGCCGCUGAGCGCCGUGGAGAUCAUACCCAUGCCUUACGUGACGGAGGCCACGCGGGUGCAGGUCAUACUCCCCGUCACCGCUCAGGAUCAGGACUAUGUGGGCAACUUCCUGGACAUGUACGUGAUGAACACGCUGGACACGCACGACAACGUCCUGCUCACCUUCCUCUUCAUCUACGAUCCCUUCGAUGCCCAGCGGGUCAGCCAAACGGACGUGUUUGCUGGCGUCAAAGCCAUGAUCGGUGAAGUAGAGAAGCGCUACGGCGACGUGAAGAUCCCCUGGAUCAGCGUCAAGACGGAGGUUCCCUCACAGGUGAAGCUGAUGGACAUCAUCUCCAAAAAACACCCGGUGGACACACUCUUCUUUCUGGCCAGCGUGUGGACCGAAGUCAACGCCGACUUCCUGAACCGCUGCCGUAUGAACGCCAUCAGCAGCUGGCAGGUCUUCUUCCCCAUCCACUUCCAGGAGUACAGCCCGGCCGUGGUCUACCGCGACCAGCAGCCCUCCGCCGCCUCGUCCUCCUCCUUUGCCUCAGAGUCGCUGCGGGACGGCCACUUCGACCGCCGCGUCUUCGACGAGGCUUGCUUCUACAACGCCGACUACAUGACCACGCGCACCAAGAUGGCGGCCGAUAUCCUUGACAACGAGGACAUGCUGGAGAGCAUGGACGUGUACGAUAUAUUCGUCCGCUACUCCGGGCUGCACGUCUUCCGAGCCGUGGAACCGGCGUUGGUUCAGAAGCACGUGCGACGGGCGUGCAACCCGCGUUUCAGCGAGGACAUUUACCAUCGCUGCGUCCUCAGCAACCUGGAGGGGCUGGGGUCACGCUCCCACCUCGCCAUGGCGCUGUUUGAGCAGGAGCAGGCCAACAGCACCUAGCGAGGACAUUCCUAACUCCUUCAUUGCUCGAAAGGUGUUCUACUUGAAGAACUUGAACUAUUUCUACUCCACACGACAUUCCGGGUUAAACAUAUCCACAUUUUUACACUCCCGACUGAAGACGCCAUUCACCAUUCCAAAACAUUAUUUCUUUUUUAUACUGGAAAUGUAAAUCAUACUGGAAAUAAGUUGCUGCCUUUCUUUGUUUACGUUUGUCUUUCUUAAAUAAUAAAAGUAUGACAUGUCA